AUGAGUUUGAACGAACACUCUUUGCAAGCUCUGUCAUGGAGAAAACUUUACUUGAGUCGAGCAAAGCUAAAGGCUACGAGCAGAACUUCAGCUCUCCUGUCGGGUUUCGCAAUGGUGAGUACAACUCAGCGAUUGGAGCGGAUUCUGACAACUUUGCCAAAAUUGAGUGAUAUGACGCACAAUUUCUUGACACAUGAGACCUACCGGCCUAUUUGACUGUCUAAUAACGUAGCGUUCGUAAUCAAGUGGGAAGGUAGUAAUUACCAGUUGUGAAGUCGUAAAUACAAAUUCAAGCGCUUUGAACUCGUUGAGAAACGCCGAUUGGCUAAUGUAAUGGGCAACAAGCUGUAUCAACCAUAAACUAAAAGUAGGCUCACAGCUAUCAUGUCUGUAAACAAAAUAUAGUGUUCAAAAACCAUAUUAGUAGAUUACUUUUUAUAAAUAAUGUUUUGUUGUUACAUUUAACUGUCGAAAAUGUUAUCGAGGUCAUUCCCUUAGUAGGGGAAGUCAGAGGUCAGCAUGUGGGAGAAGUCGGAGCUCAGGGAUGAUGCCGCUUUCAAAACAACUGGGAACUCUUAAAUCUCCGACUACAGUGCGUUCAAGACAACUGGGAACUCUGGAAAAAACUAGCUCAGACUGAGAAAAAUCUAUUUGAACGGUCAUCCAACUCGGAAUUCAAGUCGGAAACUCAGGCAUCUUUCUAGAGCGCUGACCUGACGAUCACUGACGUCAUGAUUUUAUCUAGUUUUUUCAAGUGGAUUUUUCCCAGUCAUAUGUGGUAAAUACCACCUUCCCACUUGGUUAUGAACGCAGCAUUAGGCCUGAUGAAGUGUGGUAUAUUUAAACAAUAAGGCCCGAGGAGGUGUGGUUUAUGGCCAAUCGAGGUCAGCUAAGGGCUGUUCUUAAGCACAACACAACACAGAGUAUGCAUAGAUUUGCAUACCCACGGCCACGGAUGGAGCAUAGUUGAAUGCAUUUAAAUGUCUCUGCAAGUUUAAACCACUAUGCAAGGCCAGAUGCAAAGUAAAAAUGGCAUUAGUGAGUCAGACUCAUAUCUAAACCUUAACCUACCACAAAUAAACUGCAGCAAAUCCUACUGUUCCAUACAAGCCAAUAACAUUUAAUCUGACAGUCACUCACCCAACAGACAGUUAGACCCAGUACAGUUGUCACCUGGUCACAGGGGUUAGGCUACAUCUUCCUGUGCAGCCUGCACCCAACAGAGAAAAAAUAUAGAAUUGUCACAUGCAGUGGUUGAGCUAUAAAUGAGAUCGUCUCUGUUCAAAUUGUUCUGAAUCAAAUCCUGCUCGUUGCUCUCUCGGUCAGUGUUUCGUGUUAAAAUGCGUCUCUGUAUUUCAGGUGGCUAUGGUAGAGGUGCAGCUGGAGCCAGAUCAUGUGUAUCCCCCAGGGCUGCUGAUAGCCUUCAGCGCCUGCACCACUGUCCUAGUGGCAGUGCACCUCUUCGCCCUGAUGAUCAGCACCUGCAUCCUGCCAAACCUGGAGGCCGUCAGCAACGUUCACAACUUGAACUCGGUCAACGAGUCACCCCAUGAGCGCAUGCACCACCACAUUGAGCUGGCCUGGGCCUUCUCCACUGUCAUCGGCACCCUGCUCUUCCUGACCGAGGUGGUUCUGCUGUGCUGGGUCAAGUUCCUGCCCCUCAGGCGCCCCAGUGAUAAUGGCACCAUCAGUUCUGGUGAGGCGGCAGCCAUUGCCUCCACCUCCAUCAUGGUGCCAUUUGGACUAGUGUUCAUCGUGUUCGCUGUGCACUUCUACCGCUCUCUGGUCAGUCACAAAACUGACCGUCAGUUUCAGGAGCUGGAGGAGCUGUCAAAUAUCACCCGGCUGCAGAACCAGCUGGACCACAGGGCAGAGACGACCAGUCUGCAGCCCUCCUCUGUCCACUUCCCCUAA
Molecule: messenger RNA, 1914 nt
Organism: Coregonus sp. 'balchen'
Lineage: Eukaryota; Metazoa; Chordata; Actinopteri; Salmoniformes; Salmonidae
Source: the annotation of a GenBank genome assembly